UGCUACUAGACUCGGAAGCCUGUUAAGCGGAAGCUUCUUCUAUUCCGUCCACAACCACUUGAACCUUCAUCGACGGGCAAUGCCACUGUGUAAUUUAGGCGGGACUAUAAUUUCUGAACAAAACAAUUGGAUUUAGUCGGCCUGGCAACUUUUUCCUACGUGAAGAAAAUAUCCUAGUUGAGAUUCGUGUUGCUAAGUAGCUGUGUGAGUGGUAGGUAUGUGAUCAGGUCAGUUGACGUUCAAUGAAACGACAAAUGGCUGUAUAAGAAUGAUGCAUGUUGGCUCGUCACGAUUCCUUAAGUGGGUCCCUAAAGACUAUAACUCAAUAGCCACAUAUUUCGUCAUGGAUCAAAAUAGAAGCCAGAAACAAUCAUGUAGUUUCCUGUUUCAUUCUUCUCGAACAUAAGAUCGACAUUGUUAACUGAAGAAAAUCUGUUUUUGUAUGAUGUUUAUCUUUUGUCAAAUGCCAAGUUGUUUAUUUAUUUUGUAACCCCUCUUCUUUUUUUUCAAUACAACUACCCCAUCUUGUGUACCACAAUCUUUUAGUGUCCUACUGUACAAAAAAGUGUUGUGUUUUGUCAACUUAUGGUUGAGGGGUCAUGGUGUAUUUAUGUAUUAGAUCAAUGACACAGUUAACGCCCUUGGCUUUCCAUCACUGGACGUUAUGUCUGUUUGAACAGACUUCAUUCGUUUCUUGCUCACAAUAUCUACACAUAUAUGUGUAGAUAUACACAGAAUGAAUCAAUCCAAUAAUAAUGAAUACGAUGAGUUGACAAAACGUAUAGGUUUUACAUCAAUGAUGGAACUUAUCUGUAUUUGUUUAUUUCCAUUAAUAUUACAAUGUUUACGAUCACUGGUAUGUAUACAUUUUAAUAUAUUAUCGAAAAAUCGAUUUUAUUUAUCUUUGAUUAUUGAUUAUUUCAUUAUUCUAUUACCAAUUAUUUUAUUAUUAACUUUAUUAUCUUCUUAUAUUAUUAUAAUUGUAAUAAGUUGUAUUGUCAUAUUUCUAUUAUGGUUAUUAUUACCAAACUAUAAUCAAAUGAAUUCUUUUGGAAAUUUCCAUUUUUUUCCAACGGAUAUUUUAAUUGCCUAUUUACGAACCACCAUAUAUAUACUUUCUUGUAUUAUGAUUUAUGCUAUUGACUUACCAAUCUGUCCAAGACGUUUUGCUAAAUCUGAGUUAAAUGGUGUUGGUUUAAUGGAUGUUGGUACAGGUUUAUUUAUAUGUGCAUCUAGUAUAUCCGGUUCUAAAUUAGUUUGGUAUAUGAAUAUUUACAGAGGUAAUAGUAAAAGGUUUUUAGAUUGUACAUUGAAUUCUGUAGUACCAUGUUUAGUUUUAGGAUUAUUACGAACAUUAUUAAUUCAAAUGUCAAAUUAUCAUCAGAAUAUUGUAGAAUAUGGUGUCCAUUGGAACUUUUUUUAUACUAUUGCAUUGAUACGUGCCAUAUCACUCGUUAUGACCACUGAAAAUCCUAUCAGUAGUUAUUUGAUAACAUUUUCACUGAAAAAACAAAUUCUGUUCUAUUACGUUGUAUCUUCUAUAUUCUUAAUAUUCUCUGAAUUUUUGCCAAUAAUAAUUUGUCCACAGUAUUUUCAAAGAAGAUGGCAGUUUAAUCCAAGAACACUACACUAUAUCAAUGAUAAUCGAUCAAAAUCUUUAUGGAUUGCUAAUUUUGAAGGUGUCACCUCCUUAUUUGGUUAUGCAUCAAUUUACUUCUUCAAUUUGAGUUCAUCACUUAUAUUUCGAUCUUAUUUGUCAACAGACACUAAUAAUGACAGUAAUAAUGGAGUAAGUUCAUUGAACAAGAAGGAAUUUCCGCGUAAUAUUCCGUUAUUCAGAUUACAUUUAAUCUGUGCUUUCAUGAUCCUAUGCUCAAUAAGUUGUUUCCACUCACUAGGUGGUAGUCAAAUGACAUCCAGACGUUUUGGAAAUUCUAGCUAUGUAUUACUCAUUAUAUUUCUCUCAGCCAUCUGCUUUCUUUUUCUCUCUUCGAUGAUUUCAUUACUGAUACACUUUAAAUCACUUUUCAAUCUAAAUUUAAGCUAUUCUCCAUUAUCCUUGAUAAUUAAUGAUAAAGGCUUGUUAUAUUUCAUCAUUUCGAAUUUAUUGACUGGUUUCUUCAAUGUGUUUUGUUUGAAUACUCUACAUUUGUUGCCUGAACGGGCAAAGUUAAAUGUUAUCACGGGUACGUAUGAUGAAUUGAGUUGGGCUUCGUCAUUGUUACAAUUUUUAGUGCUCUUAACCUAUUCGAGUUUAUCAGUUAUUUUUGUUUUAAUUGGUUCCUAUUACGAUUGUCUUAAAUUUCUUACUUCUAGUGUGUUUGGUAUUUUUAAAUAAAUGAUUGGUGUGAAUCAA
Schistosoma intercalatum is the source of this 2356-nucleotide messenger RNA. The record is from the annotation of a GenBank genome assembly. NCBI's taxonomy places the organism in Eukaryota, Metazoa, Platyhelminthes, Trematoda, Strigeidida, Schistosomatidae.